AUGUCUCGCCGAACUCCUGCGACACAUCCCCCUCCCCCCAAGGACCCCAGUACCCCGUCUCGUCGUCGAGCAGUCCCUCGUCCUAGAACUCCUGCAGAUCCUCCUACCCCUGCACGUUCUUCUCGCAGAGCCGCCAGCAAAACUCCACUCCCAAGCAAGUCUUCUUCCCCUCUACCUGCUUUUUCCGAUCGUAUCGCAAAAGCCGCAGAAGAGUGGAAAACUUCCUUCCAGGCCUCGGACCCGGUUUUCUCUUCUAAAGAAACUACCAGGCAAGUUGAGGAAAAGAUUAGUUCAGGUAUCCAACCCUGGGAUCAUUGUCCUUCUGCAUUCUUCCCCACAGUGGCGGCCAGGUUUGGACUGAGUCGUUGGAUACCUGAUCCAAUUCCAGAUAAAGGUAGUCGUGGGCCCGCCUGUAUCGUGGAAGGAGAAAGUGGUUUCAUGUGUCAUACGGGGUCUUUGCCAGCCUUUCUUUACACUUAUCAAAAUCACGCCUGUCCAAACGCCCAGCGUCGAAAAUUCCCCACCCUCAUCUUCAGAUACAAAUUCGAUAAAACUGGCUCCCUAAUCCCUUUUGCCUGUUGGGCAUGUCACACCAAUGUGGACAGCUUUUGCUCUGUUGGAUCUCUGCGGUUGCAAGAGCUCAACUCGCCGUCACAAGUUGCUGGACCGAUAGAUCACGAUCACACAAACAUCAAAGAUUCCGUUGCCGUCAGCAAACGUAAAGCCGACACUGCCCAAUUGGAACUCCCGAUCGGUAAACGGACACAUCUAUCUCAGGAGCCUUCCGAAGCACCUUCAAAAACUAUCGAGGGAGACGCUCUCAUCUUCUCUGAUCGCCAACUACCUCCGCCAUUGCCAAACAGCGAGGAACCCCAUCAAACUUCAGAUCCUGUGGAUCAGCUUCAACCACUUCAUCCUCCACCACUUGUCACUGUCUCCCAGCCGCACGAACCAUCUCUAGCAAGUCCGGUUUCUGUUGUUGAAUCCGACGCCUCACUUCAUCCCAAGAAGCAUGAACAGCCCUCUCAGCCUCUUCGAACUCGGUCAAAGUGGCGUGAAUAUCAUGGUGAACGUCAGUCAAGAUCAUCCAGCCAGAUACCUGAAUCCCUGGCUCCACCUCCCUCAUCGUCAUCUAUUGUGACUGUCAAUGUGCCUCCGCAGAUGCCUCCUCUUACCAUACCGGCUCCCGUGGCCUUGCCGACUCCUCAGUUAGAGCAUCAUGUGGAAUCUAUCAUACCGUCUUCUCUCCCUCCUUUCCCAGCCAACAACGAAUCUCUCACUCCUGCCAAAGACCGAUCCACUCUGUUACCCAAAUUUGACUCCUUCACACCAUCCCAUGAACUAUUUAAAUUGCGUGCAACGCUAGAAAGUCAUUUGUCUGCUCCUGUGGAUCAUGCGACCCAGCAUCUCAUCUCUCUCAAACAAACGCGUCAACAGACGACCGCUAUCCUAGAUGAGCUUUUCACCAAGUGUCGACAAGCGUGGUCAAACGCUGAAAGAGAUCGCGCUGCAAUAGCAGACGUACGAAAUGAAAGAGACAAGCAUGCUUCACAUCUACGUACACUAGACGCUCGUCUCAUCAAUUCUUCCCAGAAGCUGCAGGCGAAGGAGAAAGAGUUGGAAGAGGUCAAGAAGCAAGUGCAAUUUCUGGAAAAGCACGCGCAGACAGCUCAGGAAGAAGCUAUAGCUCUGGAUGAGAGGAUGGCGCAGGCGCUUGCCGAGAGGGAUAAGGCAUUGGAGGAGAAGGAAGCAGCGGUUCGUGCAAACUCUGAGUCAAAGGUCGAAUGUCAAGCUUGGCAGAAGCAGUGCGAAGAGGCAAAGAUAGAACGAGCCAGGGCGGAUGAGGCACUGGAUGAUGCGGCCUUGGAGGUGACAGAGCUGCAAGACCAGGUCCAGUCUUUGCAGGGUACCAUUCACGAGCUUCUGUCAAAAGUACACACGUUGGAAGAACAUUUUCAUACCCACGUUGAUAUUUCACCCUUGACUGCCAACCUUUCACAAUCGGGACCUCUGUACACCAACCCUGCUUCCUUGACCCUCGAUCGUUCUUCCCAAUCUUCUUCACAUGAGACUCAAACAGCCGAAGUAUCAAACCCAGCAGGCGAAGUUAUGACCUCUCUCUCAGCAGGGGAUCCUCAACCUCCCCAGUUUCUCCAAAAUGUCCCCGAGCUCUCUUCAGAUGUAAGCGAUCCACUGUCAUCAGUCAACCACAAUGCUUCUCUGCGCCUCAGUCCCGGACACGUGCAAAAUCCUUUGGAAAAUGAGGGAAACGCUUCCUUGGCUCAUACGACACCUCAAUCAGAUAUUCAUCGGCUUGCCAAUCCACACGAAAUUCAGCCACCGACCGAUGAACAUGCGGCCAAUGCGGCUGAACAUACAGCGGUCCCACCACCUCAGAUCAUUCCUGGAUCCUUCUAA
Tremella mesenterica DSM 1558 is the source of this 2418-nucleotide messenger RNA. RefSeq lists its product as uncharacterized. The coding region runs from base 1 to 2418 and encodes 805 amino acids. The record is from RefSeq and is a predicted model, not a curated record. Lineage: Eukaryota; Fungi; Basidiomycota; Tremellomycetes; Tremellales; Tremellaceae. The transcript has 2 exons.